Ananas comosus (pineapple) is the source of this 5449-nucleotide messenger RNA. RefSeq names its product pentatricopeptide repeat-containing protein At5g66500, mitochondrial-like. Gene Ontology annotation, molecular function: protein binding; RNA binding. The record is from RefSeq and is a predicted model, not a curated record. Gene Ontology annotation, biological process: RNA modification. NCBI's taxonomy places the organism in Eukaryota, Viridiplantae, Streptophyta, Magnoliopsida, Poales, Bromeliaceae. The transcript has 2 exons. Bases 187 to 1788 code for a protein of 533 amino acids.
CUUGCUACCUUAAAAUAGGAUAUUUCUGGCCAACAUAUAUCUAUUGCAAUUAGACAAACAACAUUCACAUGAAGAGAAUUUUGGAGGGGUGUCACAAUUCACAAGUAUCAGAGGGCUUCUGUGCAAUUUACAGAAAUCGCGAAGGACUAAUAUGAAAGAUAUGAAAGAAUACUAAUCAUCAACUCUAUGUUUUCGGUUCGGUUAAUGAGACGAUCGUCUCCCGCCACCUUCCUCUUCUCACGACGCAGCUCCACACCGCGGACCCACCACCUGUUCGAUGAAACUCCCCAACGACGCCGCUUCCUUGACCCUUUCUCCCUCCUCCCCCUCCUCGCCUCCUCCCCCUCCCUCUCCCCUCUCUUCCACGCUCCCAUGCUCAAAUCCUCCGCCCUCGCCCACUACCCCGCCCCCGCCACCGCCCUCCUCGCCUCCUACUCCAUAUCCGGCCACCUCCUCUCCGCCCUCUCCCUGUUCGACGAAAUGCCGCUCAGAGACACCGUCGCUUGGAACUCCCUCAUCUCCUGCCUCGUCCGCCAUGGCCGCGCCACCGACGCUGUGUCCGCUUUCCGCUCUAUGGCUUCCGAUGGCGUUCCCUUCACCGGGUUCACUAUUUGCUCCCUCUUGAAGGCUCUCGCGCUGUCCCGUGCGCUCCGUCGGGGACGGCAGAUUCAUUCCUGGGUCGUCGUCAGCGGUUACGAUUGCGUCGUGAUGGCCACCGCGCUUAUUGACUUCUACUCGAGCUGCGGUGUGGUUCAUGAUGCUAUCGAGGUUUUUGAGAGAUUGGAUUGUGUGAAAGAUGUUGUUGUUUGUAAUUCCAUGAUUAGCGGGUUUGUGCAGAACAGGCGGUUCGAAGAGGCUUUCAGUAUGGUGGGGAAGGUUGCGAGGCCGAAUGGGGUGACUCUCACUUGCGCUGUCUCGGCGUGCUCGGAGACCUUGAAUUUGGGCUAUGGGAAGCAGACACACUGUGCCGCAAUACGUCGUGGCUUUGAUUCUGACACCAUCUUGUGUAAUGCGCUCGUAGAUAUGUAUGCGAAGUGCGGGGCUAUAGAGGCUGCGAACAUUGUUUUCAAUCGGAUUAGAGAGAAGAACGUGGUUUCUUGGACGAGCAUUAUCGAUGCCUAUGGUAGUCACGGUCGCGGAAAUGAAGCUUUAGAGUUAUUCGAGAGGAUGCGGCAAGGAGAGAGAUCUCAAAAUGUUUUGCCGAAUGCUGUUACAUUUCUUGCAGCUCUUUCGGCUUGCGGUCAUUCAGGUCUUGUCGAUGAGGGGCGCAAAUGCUUCUUUCUGAUGAGCGACAAGUACAGAAUUGAGCCGGGUCCGGAGCAUUAUGCUUGUCUGAUUAACUUGUUAGGCCGGGCUGGUAUGAUCGAUGAGGCCUGGGAUAUUUAUCAUAGUUUGAGUGCAGAAACUGCUGAUAAACUUAGCAACGCUGUAUGCGUGGCUAUGUUGAACGCAUGCGGUGUUUGUAUGGAUUUUGUGAGAGGAGAGCAGGUGGCAAAGAAACUUCUAGAGAUCGACCGAGAAAAUCCUGGAAGCUAUGUGUUAGUUUCAAACUUCUAUGCUGCUGUCGGAAGGUGGGGCGGGGCCGAUGAUUUGAGAAGGAUGAUGCAUGAUAGAGGUCUGAAGAAGGAAUCUGCGAGUAGCCAGGUUGCCGUAGAAAUUGCAGUUGAUCAGGAGAAAAACAAGUUUGUUUCUUCCAACAACAGGACACUCAACAAAUUCACCUUCAAAAGUUGUGAUUAUGAGCAUCUUCAAAGGCACUUGUUCACAUGGCGCGAUGAGCGCGCUUAAAAACACCACAUGAUGGAUUGAGGUGUUGGUCUGUAUAGCUUUGCUGUCGAUGAGAGUGCACGGAGUUUUAGUUGCACCAAACACCAGAUCUUGUCUUGAAAGGUUGUCUUUAUGUGGCGUUGAUGAUGAUCGCAGCUUAAAUCAUUAUGUUGAGUAGAAACCUAAUUAAGCUUGUAUCGUCAAGUUCAAAUCAGAAGUUUAUUCUUGAUCUUGAUUUUGUUCACGGCUCUACUAUCAAUAGGCUUCCUUCAAUGAUGUCUUUCUUUGGUGUAGGGACUUAAUCCGAUCGAGUAUUUACUAGUGAUAUGUUAUAUUAGAGAUUUUUAAAAGGUUAUACUCCUUUGUAUGUGAUUUUCAUAGCUCAUAUACAAUACAUUAAUUUGGUUACCCAAGUUUAGAUGUGUUCUACCCCCAUUCCCUUUUCUAUUUCUUAGCUUUUGUCUCGAUCAACCUCAUUAUCGAUCACCAUUAACUCAUUAAUUUCAAUAGUACAUGAUCACAAUAUAUCACACCAAAACACCAUUGAUUGAUCUUCAAAUGCUAAGCCUGUCCUACUCAGAGGUCCCAUGUUCAUAAAAAGCUUUGUAUCACACAGCAAACAAGCAAUUAAUACAAUAACAUAAUGAACACUAGUGACCCAUGAGGCCCUUAAUUUUUCAAAUCGCUGUUGGGACCAUAAUGAUGCCAAUUACCUCAAUUCAUGCAGCUAAAGUAAUUAAAUUAGGCCCACAAAUCGAAUAAAAAAUCGAAAGAAAAGCGACCCUUCGAAGCUAUUCAAUUUUAGUUGAACCUAACUUUGUCAAUAUGUGAGGGCCUGAGUAAUACAGGAUUGACAAUAGCUAGAACUCGUAAUUCAGAUAGUAACAGUACUAAUUGGCGUAUUCCAUCACACCUUAGAGAUUGUUACAAUCAAACCCGAAAUAAUGUGGUAAUUUUAUAGAAAAAUCUAUGACAAAACAGUGUGUAAGUACAUUUGAGCUCCUAUUUUUCUAUGGCACAUCUGUUACAGAGUAGACUUUCUUCUUCGUGGUAACAUUAUGUUAUGUGAGGUCGGAAUCACCGAAAUGUCCGAACAGCUUAGGGCUCGUCCUUUGUGUAUGCAACUUGUGUUAGUGAAAGAAUUAUUGUUGCCUCUUUGGUUUGCUAUGUAUGUACAGAGAUGCAAUUUUUCCUGUGCAAGGGUAAGGAUUAAUUUUUUUUGUUGCUCGGUUUUAUAAAUAUUAUAAGGGAUAACUAUAACUAUAGUCAUAUAAUUUUGAUCAUGUACCAUAGUUUUAGCAUUUAGACAUGGAGAAUAUACUAAACACAUAAUGCUUGUGGUGAGGAGAAAUGCAUUAGCUAUUCGUUCUUGAUUAAUUUCUCGAGCCAAUACCAAACCUUACACACUUGAGAAAUAUAAUGUGUACCUAGUACUCUUUAUACAUUAGGAUCCAACAAGUUGAGGAUUCCCAUUCAACUUAGGUCUAAGAUAUGUAAAAAAGUGCAGCAUCUAUAUCUAUAUCUUAAGCUAUAUCUAUACCUAUACAUUAUUUCUCCUAAAAUUGCCACAUGGCAACUUUUACUUUAUGGUUGAGUGUGAGCUCCAUCCCGAACCAGCUCAAGUCCUUCCACUUUCUCUUCCUCUUUCUCUUUCUUCGGCCGUUACUUUCGUUCAACGGCAAGAUAAAUCUCACUCCUCAUAAUCAUUUUUUUAUCAUUGUUUUCUCUUUUUUUUGUCGAUGUUUUCUAUAUUUUCUUUAAUUAUUUAUCCAUCGCAUCGUACGGGUUACUAACCUAGUUAACAUUAUAUUCCCCUAAACAAUAUUUUGCUGUCGCAAGAUGAAGCAGCUCCAAACAGAGGCAUUUAAUGUUGAUCUUUGUAAGGUCAUUGGAUCCUUCCUUUUGAGAAAGCUCUAACAUUUUGUGCUAUUUUUGAUACAAGUUGAUAUUAACAACUCUGCUAUUAUUAAUGACAGAUGUAUAUUUUAUAUUAGAUCUAGUCACCAUGCAUUGGUCGCAAGAGACCAAGAUUGUUUUAUUUAAUAUGUAUGUAUGUAGCUACAGCAAUAGUAUAAAUCUAUAGGAAAGAUAACGACCCCCCACUCCAGUGCCUCAACAGUGGCCAUAGAUACGUAUAGAGAUUACGUCCGUACCUCUUACGAACACCCCACGUGUUUAUGAUCUCCGGUUUGUUUUUCGGGAACAAUCACACGUUCCAUACAUACGUUCACUCUCUCUCUCUCUCUCUCUCUCUCUCUCUCUCUCUCCUCUCUUUCUCUCUCUCUAACCCUCUCGAUUCCUUGAGAAACAGAGUACGGAGAAACUGUUGCAUGGACAUAGUUCACCAUGUCAGUCAUAGACCGAUAAGACAGUAGGAAAAUAAUAGGUACACCUCGGCUUUGCCAAUAGUUUAAAUAUUUAUUUUUUUUAUUUUACUAUUAGGACGAGACUAGUUAACUACAUAACAUAUAUGGAUGACACAGUAAAAUAAUAUUUUUUUCUAAGUGAUAGAGAGAAAAGAGAACAAAGUAUGAAGUAGAGAAUGACAAAAUAUUAUAUUAUAUCGAUCUAUAAUUUUUGAAGAAUAUUAUUUUAUUACUCUAUUUAACUCUAUUCAGAAAUGAUUGCUUAAGGUGUAAUAAAAAUAAACCUAUAGAUUAAUUAACUAUAAUUUUUUGAAUGACAAGGUGAUAAAGUAUAAAUAGAGUCACCACAAGGAUGCUAAUUGAAUUUUAUCAUAAAAUAAAUUUGAAGGCUUAAUUUUAACUUUUCAUUAUUUUGUUAAGAAAUAAUUAUAAAUACCAAUGUAAGUAAAAAAGAAUUAAAUUAUAGAAAAAAAGAAGGUUGGUGAGGUUUCACCUUCAACCUUUAGUUUGUUGCGAGAUUCUUUAUCCUAACUAAAGUUCAGAUAUUUCAUUUUAAAUCAUAACCCACUUCAUGCGAAGAGUGAUAAUUUUUAUCAAUAAAAAGAGAUUGUAUUAGCUCUUUGUAAAAGAUUUUCUAUAGAUGGGUAAAGUAUUGUAGAACUUGUACAACAUGUUGCAUUGUAUAUAGACUUAUCAUUUUCUAUUUCAUCACAUUUGAAAAGUUUUUCUUUUUUGAGAGAUAGAUAGCACGCUAUCUGUUUCGCUUAUUUCAUUUAGAAAUAAACUUAGCUGAAAAUGUGAAUCAACUAAGAUUCAAACUUGGAACCUCGGGUAUCAACCACCAAGUCUUUUGCCUCUUGCUCUAGGGACGGUCAAUCACAUUUGAGAAAAUUAGCAUAAGUUGCGUGGAUUCAAACUUGAGAAUCAGACGAACAAGAGAUAGCGGGUCCACCGCUGACAUUGUGAACCAGGCCUGUAGCACCUAUUUCCCAAGAGGAAUACCAAAUAACAAAAAAAUUAAAAAAAAAAGAAAAGAAUGAGAGAGAGAGAGAGAGAGAGAGAGAGAGUCUUUAGGUGUGAAAGAGGAGAUAGAUGUGGAUACUGGACACAGAGAUAGAGAGAGAGAAGCGGGUGGGACCCGAACAACCCGGCCUCAUCCAUCCCUCCCCUUCAAUUAUUGCUCUCUUCCCCACCCCCCUCUUCUGUGUUCUCGCUGGCACCCCCGCUCUCUCUCAAUCCCCUCUCCCCAACAAAUAAAAACAAAACCACAGCCUCCUAUCGCCAAAACUUGAGAGAGAAAAAAAGAAAAAAAAAAA